UGAUUCGAAGAAUUGAUAUAAAUACUGGUGAAGAAUUUCAACCAAGAAUCAUAUCACAUUCUCUUAUUUUAUUUUCAUUCGAAAACAUCAACAACCAACCAUCAACUAUCAACAUCAUGCUUCGAUUUACAAUUUGUUUGGCUUUGAUCGGUAUGGCAACAGCAACCGGUUAUAUGCCAUCAUCAAUGUGGAGUGGUUCAUAUGGUAGCAAUUCAUAUGGUCGAAAAUAUCUUUCCGGUAAUUCAUGGUCCGGUAAUUAUGGUCUUUUCGGUGGUAAUUCAUUAUUGAUGGCUAAACCAUCAUCAUCAUUAUUAUUGAAUACUGGUUAUUUGGCUGCUGCUCCAGCAGCACAAUAUUAUUAUGCUGCUGCUCAACCACAACAACAAUUAUUGUCGCAAAGUUAUGAACAUAGUGGACCAAUUGUUGCUGCUGUUAAUACUGAACAUAAAGUAUCAAUGUAUGAUGUACCAACAACAUUAUCAUCAUCACCAUCAUUGAAUAUUGAAGUACCAUCAUCAGCACCAACUGUUAAUUUUUUGAUGAAAUCCCGUUCAUCAAACAUUAAUGUUGAAAGUGUUCAUGAAGGUACUGGUGGAUCAUUGAAAGAAACUAGUUCCGAAGAUCAACCACAUAUUAAUCGUCAUACUGUACAUCGACCAAUUGUACAAGAAGUACGUGAAAUUAUUUCACCAUAUCGUCGUGUUGAACAAAAAAUUAAUCCAGUACAAGAACAAGUUGAAACAAUUGUUCCACGUGGUCAAGCUGCUUAUCAUCAACAACAACAACAAGUUGCUUAUGCUCAACCAGCUUAUGCUCAACAAACUUUGGUUCAACCAGCUUAUGCUCAACAAACAUUAGUUCAACCAGCUUUAGUUCAACCAGCUUUAGUUCAAGCUAAUGUCCAAGCUGUUCCAAUUGUUCAAACACAAGCUAUUGCAUCACCAAUGUAUGGUUAUGAUUAUGGUUUGAAUGAUUUCAGUGGUUCAUCAUAUAAACCACAACAAGAAUAAUAAUGAUAAUAACGUAAAAAAAUGCUGCCGUCAAAACAGAAAACAAAAAAA
Molecule: messenger RNA, 1061 nt
Organism: Dermatophagoides pteronyssinus (European house dust mite)
Lineage: Eukaryota; Metazoa; Arthropoda; Arachnida; Sarcoptiformes; Pyroglyphidae
Source: RefSeq, a predicted model, not a curated record